Brienomyrus brachyistius is the source of this 2269-nucleotide messenger RNA. RefSeq names its product protein eyes shut homolog. The record is from RefSeq and is a predicted model, not a curated record. Gene Ontology annotation, molecular function: calcium ion binding. NCBI's taxonomy places the organism in Eukaryota, Metazoa, Chordata, Actinopteri, Osteoglossiformes, Mormyridae. The transcript has 6 exons. Bases 1 to 2184 code for a protein of 727 amino acids.
AUGGUGCGGGAUGGUGCAGGGAUGGUGCGGGGAUGGUGUGGGGAUGGUGUGGGAUGGUGCGGGGAUGGUGCGGGGAUGGUGUGGGAUGGUGCGGGAAUGGUGUGGGAUGGUGCGGGGAUGGUGCAGCCAGCUUGGCCUGGAAUGUCCUCCUCAAUCGGUGGGUUGCUUCUUGAUAUUCCUGCAGGUGUGAAUGGAGAUGACUUCCUGGCGUUAGGUGUCUGGAGAGGCAGGAUCAUUCACAGGUUCAACCUGGGCUCUGGAAUCGGAACCGUGGUCAGCGCCCCCCUCAGCGAGAAGCCCGGCAUCCAUGUGGUCCAUUUCGGCCGGUCCCUCAGAAUCGGCUGGCUGAAGGUUGAUAACCAGAGGAACAGGACCGGGUCGUCUCCAGGGCCUCUGGUCGACCUGAACACCUUCGGUUGGCUCUACGUGGGUGGAUUCAGUGAACAGACACCCGAGCUUCUGCCGCCUGGCUCUCGUUUCCGCAGCGGCUUCCAGGGCUGCAUCUUCGACUUGCUGUUGCGGAUGCGGAGAGGGGACAGGCUGCAGCCCCUGGAGGGCCAGCCCAUCCAGAGCCGCAGUGUGGGGCAGUGUGGGGUCAACCCAUGUGCUCUGGUCCGGUGUCAGAACGGAGGGACGUGUUUUAACUCCACCUCAUCUGCAUACUGCCAGUGCCCAUCCGGAUGGAAGGGGGCGCUUUGCUCUGAGACCAUGUCCGCCUGCGAUGCUGAGCACGUCCCCCCUCCCUCCUGUGCCCGCGGCUCCACCUGCAUGCCUCUCCUUCAUGGCUACUCUUGCCAGUGCCCGCUGGGUACCACGGGGCAGUACUGUCACCAAGCCCUGGCCAUAAGUGACCCAUCCUUCAAUGGAACCCAGUCAUCCUGGAUGUCCUUCCCACUCCUUGGUGUUAAGUACAGGACUGAUGUCGAGCUGCAGUUCCAGACUUCGUCACCAGAGGGCCUCAUGUUCUACACAGCUCAGCAUCUGGGAGCAGGAGAUUUCUUCAGCCUCUCGCUCACCUCCGGCUUCAUGCAGCUCCGCUAUAACCUCGGCGACAGAACCGUGCACCUGCAGUCAGCCAAUCGGGUGGAUGUGGGCGGUGGGAGCUGGCACACAGCGCGAGCAGGACGGCAAGGCAACCGAGGCCACCUGCUACUGGAUGGCGUGGAGACGCGGCUGGAUCCGCCCCCGGGGACGGCCAUGCUCGACGUGGCCUCGGAAAUGUUCGUGGGUGGCGUACCUACUUCUAACAAUCUGCCCGCCGACGCAGUGGAAGGUGAGCUGACUGGAUUUACAGGCUGUAUCCGUGAACUCAUGGUGAACGGGCGCCGACUGGACCUCUCAGAGACGGGAGCGUUAGAUGGCGCCAACGUCGGCGAUUGCGAUGGGACAGCCUGCGGCUUCCACGUGUGCAGAAACGGGGGGCACUGCGCCGCUGUCAGCCCUGCGACAGCCAUCUGCACCUGCCCCCCUCUUUGGACCGGCCCCACAUGUAGCCUGUCGGUCUUCUGCUUGAACAAUCUCUGCCAGCACAGCUCCACCUGCGUGCCAGACCUGACCUCGGCCUCAUACCACUGCUCCUGCCCGCUGGGAAGGGAAGGCACGCGCUGUGAGAGAGCGACGUCCCUGAGAUCCGCUGGCUUCCUGGGAGAUUCAUUCCUGAAGUACAGGGACCCCGAAUACCCAAACAGGACCCUUACAUACACAAAGAUCGCCUUUAACUUCACCAGCAGUUCAAGCGACGGCCUGGUGCUGUGGAUGGGCAAAGCUGAAUAUGAAGAUGAGGACUAUCUUGCAAUCGGCCUUCACAACGGACACCUGAAAAUGGCUGUGAACCUUGGGGAGAGGCUGUCUGUCCCCCUCGUUCACAGAGGUGCCAGGCUGUGCUGUGGGAAAUGGCAUCAUCUGGCAGUGGUUCAUAACAGGACAGCAGUCCAAGCAUUCAUCGAUGGCGAGCGGGUGGUCUUUGAGGACGUCGACCCUUUGGAGCAGUAUGUGGCAUUGGACUAUGGUGGCAUGUUUUACUUCGGGGGAUUCGAGCUGUACAAGAGCACAUCAGAAGUUACACACGGCCUGUUCUCUCAGGGCUUUGUGGGAAAGCUUAAAGACGUCUUUCUGUAUGAUGACUUAAGGGCACUGCAGCUUCUCCAAAACUCAGAAGGUAUUAAUGUUUACGAAGGAGACUGAAGAAAGAUAGCCGGUACAGAUCUGCACAACCCGUACAGAUGUUCUGAGGCCGGGAAGAGCAAUAGAUCAAAGCAUAAAAAAAAAA